Molecule: messenger RNA, 1990 nt
Organism: Paramacrobiotus metropolitanus
Lineage: Eukaryota; Metazoa; Tardigrada; Eutardigrada; Parachela; Macrobiotidae
Product: glutathione reductase-like
Exons: 11
Coding region: 156-1661 (501 amino acids)
Biological process (GO): glutathione metabolic process; cellular response to oxidative stress; cell redox homeostasis
Cellular component (GO): cytosol; mitochondrion
Molecular function (GO): NADP binding; glutathione-disulfide reductase (NADPH) activity; flavin adenine dinucleotide binding
Source: RefSeq, a predicted model, not a curated record
UUCAAAAAGGUUUGUGAACUGAGCCUUGCAGAAGGCUGUUCAUUUCAUUUUUGGAAUUUGCAAAUUGCAAAAAUUAUACUUGUAUAAUACCGUUUAACAGACAAACAAAAAUUAAUUAAUACCAUUUCCGUACUCCGAUUGCGUUGGGAGGUGUUAUGGUGCAUUUUGCGCUGCACCUGAGACUCCCUUCCACUUUUCUCUCAGUUUGUCCGAGAAAUUUUCGACCCCUAACAUCCCGUUUUUUCCAUUCGUCAACGAUGCCGACAAUUCCAGGGCGCAAAGGGAGCUCCGAUCAGGCCCAGUGCCAAUACGAUCUGGUUGUUCUAGGCGGCGGAUCAGGUGGCAUUGCUACGGCUCGAAAGGCAGCUAGCUUGGGAGCUAAAGUCGCCCUCGUGGAGUCGAAGGAAGGACGCCUAGGAGGAACUUGUGUGAAUGUGGGAUGUGUACCGAAGAAAAUCACGUGGAACGCUUCUAGUUUGGCAGCCAAUAUUGAGCAUGAUUUGAAGGAUUAUGGUUUUGACAUUGAGUACAAGGGUUUUGACUGGAAGAAAUUUAAAUCCAAACGGGACGCUUACGUGAAACGACUGAACGGGAUAUACGAAGCAAAUCUGAAAAAGGAUGGAAUUGAACUAGUGAACGGAGUGGGGCGAUUCGAUGAUAAUGGGGUCUUGCAAGUUGCUGAGCGGAAAUUGUUGGCCAAACACUAUCUGAUUGCUGCCGGUGGGCGCCCAAAAUGGCCUGAAAUUCCAGGAGCGGAACUUGGGAUUGACAGUGAUGGAUUCUUCGAGCUGGAAGCAUUGCCAAAAAAAGUCGCCGUUGUUGGAGGAGGAUAUAUUGGGGUGGAAAUUUGCGGCAUGUUUCGGUCUUUUGGAUGUCAGGCUCAGAUGUUCAUCAAAGAAGAACGACUGCUAUAUCAUUUUGAAAGGAUGAUUGGCAGUGCUAUUGAAGAAGAAUUCAGCCACCAGGGAAUCAAAAUUCAUAAAAAAUUUCAGGCUAGCGCUCUGAAGCGCGAAUCCGACGGAAGUUUGACAUUGACAUCGGGUGAAAAACAUUAUAAAGGCUUUGACUGUGUAUUAUGGGCGAUUGGGCGGACUGCCAACAGCGAUACCAUCGGACUGGAAAAACUGGGUAUAAAGAUGAAUGAACGUGGCCGCAUUCAAGUGGAUAAAUAUCAGAAGACGACUAUGGAUAACGUUUACGCUAUUGGCGAUAUUACCGGACAGAAAGAAUUAACGCCGGUAGCUAUCGCAGCUGGGCGUCGUUUGGCGGAAAAGCUAUUUGGAAAGGACACUUCGGCACAUUUAUCGUACGAAAACAUUCCUAGUGUGAUAUUCUCCCAUCCUCCAUGUGGAUCGGUGGGGUUGUCAGAAGAGGAGGCUCAGAAGAAAUACGGAAACGAUCAUAUCAAAAUCUAUGAGACAUCCUAUACGCCCAUGUAUCACGCAUUAACGGAAUAUAAAAAUAAAUGUAUCGUCAAAAUGAUUUGUACCGGUGCAGAUGAGAAGAUUGUUGGGCUUCACCUCGUGGGAAUUGGAAGCGAUGAAAUGAUGCAGGGUUUCGCUGUGGCAAUCAAUAUGGGCGUUACUAAGAAGCAAUUUGGUCUGACAGUUCCUAUCCACCCGACAUCGUCUGAGGAGGUGGUUAUUUUGGCUGCGAAAUGAUCCCGUUCCACCCACUGUUAUUUGUUGUUAGAUUAAUAUAUUGAAACGCUUUUUUAGCACUUAUUCUUCUUUCUUUCAACAAAAAUUUAUGCGAAAAAAAACAAUGUUCAGGCUGUAAGGGGUGGUACAGUACUUACAUUCUGAUAAGAAUUUGCGAAACGCGGUCCCAUUAUAUUGUAUUCGCUUCGUGAGCGGUCUUACUGGCAAAGUUAAAUAUCAAGACCGGGUAGUCUUGACACGCACACUGCACGACUUCGGAAUAAUCAUGUGGGGCUAAGAAGUAUUUUUAUAAUGAUAAUGCUUCGCAUUUUAAGAAGUAAGCAAAAUAU